Molecule: messenger RNA, 915 nt
Organism: [Candida] anglica
Lineage: Eukaryota; Fungi; Ascomycota; Pichiomycetes; Serinales; Debaryomycetaceae
Source: the annotation of a GenBank genome assembly
AUGAACAGGAAAAAUCCGUUAGAAAGACAUAUACUAUCCCGAAGUUACACUUCUGAAGCCAAAGUGCAAGAAGUUUUAACUUCUAGAUACUCAGUUACUGGAGAACAAAAACCCCAUCUCAUCCUCAUUCCUACAGGAGCUGUAACCUCAACAACAGACAAACCAAAGGCAUUGUUACAUCGGGAAAUCACCACGGAUAAUGUAGAUGACCAUGCCAAGACAAGAAAGAAAUCAACUCGAUUAGAAUUGAAAUCAUAUAUUAAAUCUACUUUAGAUAAACAAAAGAAGUUAAUGAAAAAAAUCAAACAUCAUCAACAUCAAAAUAAAGAAAAAGUGAAACCUUUCCCAAUAUCAAAGAUGCUCUCUCAUUAUGAAAUUCCUUGCUUUGACGAGUUUGUUAGCUUGAAUAACUUGUGGCAAGACUAUAUGAGAAAUCUAUUAUUUCUGCCUCAAAUGAAAAACUUACCAUCUUUAACUCAUUUACUCCCACGACUUACCACGGCCGAUUACACCGGGUGUCUAUUAACAGUAACGAGCUCUAGAAAUAGUCAGUUGAUCGGCACGAGAGGAAUAGUUGUCUGGGAUACUCAGUAUCUGUUUAUAUUAUGUGUACCGAGAAAUUCAGACGCAAAAGAAUGGACUGAAUCACAGCAAGAAUUCAGCGCUUCAGAACAAGUUGGUGGAUUGAGAGUGAUCCCUAAAAGAGGAAGUAUAUUUGCGUUCGAUGUAAUCAUUAGAGGAGAAGAAAUACAAGAAAGCAAUCAGCAGAGUAAAGAAUGUGCCACAGAAGAAGAAGAAGAAGAAGAAGAAGAAGAUUGCAUUGGAUUCAGUAUUAUUGGGUCUAGAUUUGAAUUUAGAAACGUUGAUAGAUCUGGGAAAAAAUUCAAGAAUCAUAAGGUUGAUGAUUUGAUAUAA